Triplophysa dalaica is the source of this 1238-nucleotide messenger RNA. It is a transcript of the gene s100z, whose product is annotated as S100 calcium binding protein Z. Gene Ontology annotation, cellular component: cytoplasm. Gene Ontology annotation, molecular function: calcium ion binding. The transcript has 5 exons. The coding region runs from base 858 to 1166 and encodes 102 amino acids. Lineage: Eukaryota; Metazoa; Chordata; Actinopteri; Cypriniformes; Nemacheilidae. The record is from RefSeq and is a predicted model, not a curated record.
AUUAAUUCACUUAAAUUAAUUAAAUUAUUCCAAAUCACUAAGCAAGGGAAAUGUUUCAUCAUUUUAAUGAAAGGAAAACAGUUUCGUUUGGAGGGGUAGAGGAAUACACCUGAGCCUUACCCUGACCCCGCCUGCUCUCCCUCAGGUCAAUGCGGGUCAAAAAUAAACCUGGCUUCUUCCUUUGAGGAUCUGUCUCGAAACGUGUUACGUUCUCUAUUCACACUUAUUCUGUUCUUUUCAUUUUUAUUUUGGAAAUGGUAAUGAAUCUACUAAGAAACAAAUCUCAUAAUUUUAAAAAAAGGAAUUUGUGCACAACAUUUGCUGCUCAAAACUGUGUGGUAUUUAUAAGUAAAGUCCAUGGGAUUGCUCUAGUCUUGGGAAAACAAGUACAUUGUGCACGUCAUCCAUCUCCUGUUUCUUCCAGCAAUAAUAGUCAUGACGUAAACGAUUGUGCUUGGAGGAUGCUGCUCGAGUUUCCAGUCAAGGCACUGAACCUUCUGUCUACCAAACUGACGGAAUACGAUAAAAUCUAACAAACAAGGGCUUGAAAUGAGAAGAAAUCGGAGCACUUUUAUUAGCAUGGGACAUACAUUAUAAUGGCUGAUGAACGUUCCAAGACAAGCAUCCCUAUCAGUACUCCUUGUGUUAACUUGUGUUUGUUCUGAGUUGAGGAUCUAAAUCACAGGGUUACUAAGGUGCAACACCUGAGCUAUGAUACAUCGUCACGGCAACAGAGGAGGGUCCUUGUCAUGCACAGGUUAUCUCAAAAACAACUUCACUCACUCCUCAAAACACUUUGUUAGCGAACACGCCUAAAGUUCACAUCUCUGUCCUGAACAAGGUGGUCUGCAGCAGCCAUGCCCAGUAAACUGGAGGGAGCCAUGGAUGCACUUAUCACGGUCUUCCACAACUACUCGGGGAAUGAAGGUGACAAGGACAAACUCAACAAAGGAGAGCUGAAGGAACUCCUAAACAGCGAACUCACCGACUUCCUCAUGUCUCAGAAGGACCCCAAUCUGGUGGAGAAGAUCAUGAACGAUCUGGAUUCCAACAAGGACAACGAAGUCGACUUCAACGAGUUUGUUGUGUUGGUGGCCGCGCUGACGGUGGCGUGCAAUGACUUCUUUCAAGAUCAACAGAAGAAAAAAGGACGAGACGGCAAAUAAAUCUGAUGCAUGAAAUACUUGAAGUACGUGAAGUACCGGAAUGUGUAAUGCUCUAUGAUGUAUUAAUUUUUU